Cucurbita moschata (crookneck pumpkin) is the source of this 2098-nucleotide messenger RNA. Its product is annotated as auxin transporter-like protein 2. The transcript is spliced from 8 exons. The coding region runs from base 533 to 1981 and encodes 482 amino acids. The record is from RefSeq and is a predicted model, not a curated record. Lineage: Eukaryota; Viridiplantae; Streptophyta; Magnoliopsida; Cucurbitales; Cucurbitaceae. Gene Ontology annotation, cellular component: plasma membrane.
CCUGAAUUUUAUAUAUUAUUCAUACCAAGGCAUGAAGUUUUGAAUGAAUAGGGUUGGGGUUGCUCUGCGUAAAGGACUCUCCUCUGUUUUCCUCUGCUUUCCUCUGUUCUCUGCAAACUCUCCAACUCCAACAAAAAUCACACAAUCCAACGAACCCGAGAUGAGGUUUUUUUUUGUUUUUGGGUUUUCUUCUUACAUUUCGUUCCUUCUUCUACUUUCUUGAAACUCCCAAAAUUCAGUUUUCAUUUCAUUCCAGUGGGUAACAACCAAGAAAGUAGCUCAACCACAGAGUUUUAAGCUUUAAAGCACUGCCAAACCUUCCCAUUUCCUAAAAUUCUCCCUAACCUAUCUUCUCAAGCAAACCUCUAAAUCUUACCUCAAAUCCCCCAUCGCUGCUUGCGGGUUCCUUUCGAAUUACGAGUCACCCCCUCCACUCAAAUGCCCCUCUUCACAAGUUUAAACACACAACCCAACUGAACCCACUUUGAAUCUUUCAUUUUCGGUUUCUGGGUUUUGUUCCUUCGAGGGAAUAAUGGCGCCUGCCAAACAGAGUACAGAGGAAGCCAUCGUUCCCAGCUUCAAUCAGACGACGGAACAAGAAGAAUACAGAGAAGAACAGAGGGAGGAAGGAGAUGAAUCUUUGGUCGGAUUCAAGAGCUUUCUGUGGCAUGGUGGCUCUGUCUAUGAUGCUUGGUUCAGCUGUGCCUCCAAUCAGGUGGCUCAAGUUCUGUUGACUCUGCCCUACUCUUUCUCUCAACUGGGGAUGCUUUCGGGGAUCAUUUUGCAAAUUUUUUACGGAUUUCUCGGGAGCUGGACGGCUUAUUUGAUCAGUAUUUUGUAUGUCGAGUACAGAGGGAGGAAGGAGAAGGAGAACAUUAGCUUCAAAAACCACGUCAUUCAGUGGUUUGAAGUUCUAGAUGGUCUUCUUGGGCCGUGGUGGAAAGCAAUUGGAUUGGCUUUUAACUGUACUUUCCUCCUCUUCGGCUCUGUCAUUCAGCUCAUUGCUUGUGCAAGUAAUAUAUACUACAUAAAUGACAAAUUAGACAAGAGGACCUGGACUUACAUAUUUGGAGCUUGCUGUGCCACCACUGUGUUCAUACCCUCAUUCCACAACUACAGAAUCUGGUCGUUCCUUGGCCUUGGAAUGACCACCUACACCGCCUGGUAUUUGACUCUGGCUGCGCUCCUUCACGGUCAGGUCGAGGGUGUCAAGCAUUCAGCUCCCACUGAGCUGGUUCUGUAUUUCACCGGCGCCACCAACAUUCUUUACACAUUCGGUGGCCAUGCCGUCACAGUAGAAAUUAUGCACGCGAUGUGGAAGCCUCAGAAGUUUAAGUAUAUAUACUUAGUGGCCACUCUGUAUGUCUUUACGCUUACCCUGCCUUCGGCCACCGCCGUCUACUGGGCUUUUGGCGACCAACUUCUCACCCAUUCCAAUGCCUUUUCCCUCCUCCCUCGCUCUCCGUGGCGCGACGCUGGCGUCAUUCUCAUGCUCAUUCACCAGUUCAUAACAUUUGGGUUUGCUUGUACGCCACUGUACUUCGUGUGGGAGAAAGUGAUAGGAAUGCACGACACGAAGAGCUUAUGUUUAAGGGCCCUUGUUCGGCUGCCGGUGGUGAUACCCAUAUGGUUUUUGGCGAUUAUAUUCCCAUUCUUUGGCCCAAUAAACUCCGCCGUCGGAGCCCUUCUCGUUAGCUUCACUGUUUAUAUCAUCCCUGCUCUGGCUCAUAUCCUCACUUAUCGAUCCGCUUCUGCCCGGCAGAAUGCAUCGGAGAAACCUCCGGCGGUGUUGGGGAGGAGCUGGACGGCGAUGUUUGUGGUGAACGCGUGCAUAGUCACGUGGGUUCUGGUCGUCGGAUUCGGGUUCGGCGGGUGGGCCAGUAUGGCCAAUUUCAUCAAACAAGUUGACACAUUCGGACUCUUCGCCAAGUGCUACCAGUGCCAGUCCAAAGCGCCGUCGUCCACGGCGGCUCAUCGUUGAUCAGUUCAGAGUUGUUUCUUUGCUGCUUUUUUCUUACACCAUUAUCUUUUGUUAUUAUUAUCUUCUUCAGUCCUUGUGAAUGUAAGGUUUGCGUCAUCAAUAUAAACAAACUCUAUA